Molecule: messenger RNA, 2897 nt
Organism: Impatiens glandulifera
Lineage: Eukaryota; Viridiplantae; Streptophyta; Magnoliopsida; Ericales; Balsaminaceae
Product: nuclear poly(A) polymerase 4-like
Exons: 15
Coding region: 332-2416 (694 amino acids)
Cellular component (GO): nucleus
Molecular function (GO): RNA binding; poly(A) RNA polymerase activity
Source: RefSeq, a predicted model, not a curated record
UUGGACUUGAGAGAUUCCCUUUCCCUUCAAAACAAAACGCUGCCUUUAACGCCAACCCACCGGGCGACUCUUUUCUUGGACUGCCUGCCUUCCCUGGGAGCCACUUCCGCUCUCUCUGCAACCGGCCCUCAAUCUCUCUAAUCUAUUCCUUUCCCUUUUCGUCGGAGCCCUCCUUAAUCUGGUUGCUGAUAGUUUUGUUCAUUUUUCAACCUAGAUCUUCAUGGUUUAGGUCUGCAUUUUGGGAUUUUCUUGAUUAAAUGACGCGAUUCUCUUCCUUAGGCAUUUCCCAAGGUUCCCUUUUCUUUUUUUCUUGAGCUGGUGAGGUGAGUUAAUGAUGGGCCCAGAGAGUCUGGAAGAUUCUUCUUCACCUGCCCCGCCACCGCUGACAAAGAAGUAUGGCGUGACCAAACCAAUUUCAGUUGCCGGUCCAAAUGAAUCAGAUUUCCAACGAAAUAUUGAACUGGAAAAGUUCUUGCUUGACGCUGGGCUGUAUGUAAGUGAUGAAGAUGCUUCUAGAAGAGUUGAGGUUCUUCGUCGCAUGGAUCAGAUUGUGAAGUGUUGGGUGAAGCAACUAACUCGCCAAAGAGGCUACACAGAUCAAAUGGUAGAAGAUGCUAAUGCAGUCAUGCUUACUUUUGGUUCAUAUCGUCUAGGGGUACAUGGACCUGGGGCUGAUAUGGAUACUCUAUGUGUUGGUCCAUCCUAUGUGAACAGAGAGGAAGACUUCUUCAUUGUUCUUCAUGAUAUGCUGGCUGAAAUGGAAGAGGUUACUGAACUCCAACCAGUUCCUGAUGCUCAUGUUCCAGUAAUGAAAUUCAAGCUUCAAGGAAUAUCAGUGGACCUCCUUUAUGCUAGUAUAUCACUUUUGGUUGUGCCAGAGGACUUAGAUAUCUCAGAUGAAUCUGUACUCUUAAAUGUGGAUGAGCAAACUGUUCGUAGUCUCAACGGAUGCAGGGUUGCAGAUCAAAUUCUCAAGCUUGUACCAAAUGUUGAGAACUUCCGUACAACACUCAGGUGUCUGAAAUUUUGGGCCAAAAGGCGUGGUGUUUAUUCUAAUGUUACUGGAUUUCUUGGUGGGGUCAAUUGGGCCCUGUUAGUUGCUCGUGUCUGCCAACUUUAUCCCAAUGCAGUCCCCAGCAUGCUGCUUUCCCGUUUUUUUAGAGUUUUCACACAAUGGCGUUGGCCAAAUCCUGUGAUGCUAUGCCCAAUAGAAGAGGAAGACCUUGGUUUUGUUGUGUGGGAUCCUCGAAAAAACCCUAGGGAUCGAACCCACCAUAUGCCAAUAAUAACCCCAGCAUAUCCCUGCAUGAACUCUAGCUACAAUGUGUCAACAAGUACACUUAGAGUUAUGAUUGAGCAAUUCCAUCACGGUAACAAAAUUUGUGAGGAGAUUGAGAUGAACAAAUGCCAGUGGAGUGCCUUGUUUGAACCAUAUUUCUUUUUUGAGGCCUACAAAAAUUAUUUGCAGAUUGACAUAGUUGCAGUAGAUGCUGAUGAUAUGCUUUCUUGGAAGGGUUGGGUUGAAUCUAGGCUUAGGCAACUGACAUUGAAGAUAGAAAGGGACACAUAUGGAAUGUUGCAAUGCCAUCCUUAUCCAAACGAAUAUAUGGACUCAUCGAAACCAUGUCAACAUUGUUCUUUCUUCAUGGGCUUGCAAAGAAAAUUGGGUGUGAAAGUCCAAGAAGGGCAGCAGUUUGAUAUACGUGGAACUGUUGAUGAAUUCAAGCAAGACAUAAACAUGUACAUGUUCUGGAAACCGGGGAUGGAUAUCUAUGUUUCUCAUGUUCGUAGGAAACAAAUACCUGCUUAUGUAUUUCCCGAUGGAUAUAAACGACCACGGGUAUCCAGGCAUACUAGUCAGCAAGCUGAAAGAGGCGAGGAAGAUGCUGAAGGCUGCAGGUCUAAUUCUUCUGAAAAGCAACUUAAGAGGAAGACAGAUACAGAAAUGGUCAGUGGAAGGACGGAGGGGCUGGAGAAACGACCUUCUAUUAGUCCCCAACGUCUACACUCUGCUGUUUCCAAAAGCUGUACAAGAUCUGACGGGGGAUCUCAAUUCAGCUCUAAUGAAGUGGUUGAUAUGUCUUCUGAUGAUCUGAUCAGCUCUGGAGGGGCCAAAGCUGCUUUGGGAGAAGUUGAGGAGAUGAUGGAACCGUGUAUUCUGUCCGCAGGAGAUACUGAUGUUCAGAACUUCAGUAAAGAUUGUGAGUCCAUGCAGGGUGAUGUAGGUGAAGCCAAUCUAGAGUUGCGUUUGGAUAAGGGGUCUUUGAACAGGAGCACAGUGUUUGGAAACAACAUAGAAGAGACAUUGGAGCCAACAACUAUUGCAAUGGGGAUGGGGGUAGAAUCCCAGAACGGGGCUAGUUCUGAACCAGUGAAGAAUCCAUCAAUGAGGCUUAGUCUGGAGUCUACUGCUUAAAGGGUUUAUGGGGAAUGCGCAUUCAAUAAUGAGGUAAAUGAAAGGAAAAUAAGCAACAGUUUUAGGGGGAGAUGUUUCAGCUUCAACGACUGAGAUGGCAUUUGUUAUCCCAACUGACAAUGAGAUACAACCGUUUGGUAUGCUUCGUGUUCCUCACUUAAAGAGAAAUUUAAGUGUGAAGGAAAACUUGAAAACAAAAAAAAAUUAAAAAAACGUAAGAAAAAUUCAAACAUGGGGGACAAUUUGCAAUUUGGAUAAGGGACUGAAUAGUUUGAACGUUCAUUAAGCUAUGCCUACUGCUUUUGUGGGCUUGUGGAUCUAGUUUUCUUGCAGCUGCUGCUGUUUCUGCAGUCAUGGCCUACUUUUACUGCAUCUUGUUUGUAACAUGAAGUGAUGUGCUUGUGUAGUAUUUUGUUUUUAUGACACUAGACUAACUCUGUUUUAAGUUUGAUGUUUUGCCAAAGUCUUCUCACAUGUCUGC